AUGCUGGCUAGAAAUGCUUGGAGAAUUCUAGAAGAUCCAAAUUGUGUGCUAGCCACUGUUCUUAAAGCCAAAUACUUUUCUAGAACUGAUUUCUUCUUGAGUGCCAAGUGCACUAGUAAUGCUCUUGGACAUGGAAGUGUUUGCAUGCUAUCAAAAAACUCAUUAAGCCUUUCAUUUCCUGGAUUGUUGGGGAUGGUCAUUUCAUUGACCCCAGGAUAUGUGAUGAAGAAUUUCUCAAGCAAAUCUUCUUUUUGUGCCUCCCUGGUUUUUGAAGUAAAGUCUGCUGAAGAAGCUGAAGCCAGAGCUAUUUGGGCAGUCCUCAAGAAAGCCUUGGAUCAGAAGUUAACUCGUAUCAUCGUUGAAAGUGACGCAAAGACUCUUAUUGAUCAAUUUUCAGAUGGCUCAUUUGAUGGAGACUCUCGUACGGAUGCCAUCUUUAAAUUAUCAUCAGUUAAGACGUGUUUGGGAAAUAAGAAUAUGGAGGUUACCAAUACAACCGUUCAGAAUACUUAUCCAACUGCUACAUUCUUAGAAAACUCUUCUACAAUAACUGAUUCAAUACCAUCUCUUCAACAACUGAAUUCAGAACUUGUUAGCGGAAAAUCUAUUCUUUUUGAACAGCAACAGUUGUCUACUCACUACAACUUCAAUAGAUCUCAGACUCUUCAAGUUUCAGAUUCAUUUCAAUUUGUUGCAAAGAAGCUAAAAUCUUCUACAACAGAGGUAUCUAAUAAGUCAGUCAAUGAGAAUCUUCAUCAACUUAUAUCCAGGGCAAACCGAAAUUCACAGGAUAGUCACAGUGGACGGAUUUUAUGGAAUCCCCAACAACCAACCAAGACUGCCAGGGGGAGUGAACGGAAAUCGUUGGAUAGGGAUUUUCGCUUUGCCUCUGUUUCGAAAUCAGCUUCCUUCAGAAAUACUAGUGGCGCUAAACGAAUGCAGGAUGAAUCAUGCAUCAAUUCUGGAGGAUUACAAUCAGAGAUGGCUGCAAGAAUCGAGGAGGAUUCAGAUGAUCAAUGGGAGGUGGCGGCUAGUCCUAAUAGGCUGCAUGAUCCAUGCUACUCAAAUCAUUGUAUUGUUCCUGUGGUUGGGCGUAGUGGUGGAUUAUGGUUGCUCUGGAAAGAAGAUAUUGAUGCGGAAGUUAUAUCUUUUUCUAAUAAUCUCAUUCAUCUUCAAGUUAAGCAAUCUGGUCCAUAUCCUUCAUGGAACCCGUUUUCAGUCUAUGGUCCACCACAAAGACCAGAUAGAGCUCAAUUCUGGCAGAGUUUAUCCAUUUAUUCACAAUAUGUAGCUGGUCCAAAAUGUUACAUAGGAGAUUUUAAUGUUGUUUCAUCCUUAAGAGAAAAACAUGGAGGGGAUCAAUCAUUAAACAGUACCAUAUCUAAUUUUAAUGGUUUUAUUCAUGAAAAUCAUUUACUAGACUUGGGAUACUCUAGACCGGCAUAUACAUGGAGUAAUGGUAGGCAAUUUCAAAAUCUCAUUAGACAAAGACUCGACAGAGUUCUUGCUUCUCCAGAUUGGUGUUUGUUAUUUGAAAACGCUGAUGUCUUGCAUUUGCCAAGACUUUCAAGUGAUCACUCUCCGAUAAUCUUAAAUACAAGAAGAAAUAUUCAAAGGAACCCUCCUUCUUAUAGAUUGGAAGCUUACUGGUGUGCCCAUCCUGAUUUUCUUAAAGUUGUAUUGGAAAAUUGGAAUAUAAAUCUCUCAGAUGAUUUGGUGACUAAACUGGGAUGUCUAGAUAGAUUUCUCAAAAAUUGGAGCAAAGAAAAAAUUGGUUGUAUAAAGAACAAAAUAAGAAGAUUGAAGAAAACAUUGCUGCAACUACAAAGUUUAAUUCCUUCUCCAGCCUCCAUUCAAAAAGAAAAGAUAAUUUUUGAACAACUUAAUGAAUUUAUUUUGAUGGAAGCAACAUAUUGGGAGCAAAGAAUGAAGCAAAUGUGGUUAAAGAAUGGUGAUAUAAACACAAAACAAUUUCACCUAUCGGUACAACAGAGAAGAAAAAAGAACAACACUUCUUGUAUACAAAAUUCUUCUCAACAAUGGCUAACAACUCCAACAGAUAUAUCAGAGGAAUUGAUUACCUUCUUCAAAACCCUGUUUCAAGAAUAUACUAACACCAAUAUUCCUUCAAAUAUGAAACAUUCUUCAUAUAUUAUGGAUCCGGAAGUAAAUUCUUCGAUUUCUGAUACUCCAUCGGGUGAGGAAAUAUGGAAUGUGGUACGAAAGAUGAACUCUUACGGCUCUCCAGGACCGGAUGGUUAUCCAGUGGUGUUUUACAAAAAUUGUUGGCCUAUCAUUGGUGAAGAUACUACAAAAUGUAUUCAACAAAUUUUCAUCUCUGGCAAUAUACCAAGUAAGAUAAAUCAUACCCAUUUAUGUCUUAUUCCAAAAGUCAAAAAUCCAGUUUUGGCUAUAGAAUAUAGACCAAUAGCAUUAUGUAACGUGCUAUAUAAGAUUGUGGCUAAAAUUCUAGCUACUAGGAUCAUCCCGUAUCUAGGUUUAUUUAUCUCUUGGUCUCAGAAUGCUUUUGUGAAGAACAUGCAAAUUACUGAUAAUAUUGUAAUUGCUAAAGAGAUUUUUCAUUCAAUGAAUAAAUCAAAAGCAAAACAAGGAUUCUUUGCUUUAAAGGUGGAUAUGUCAAAGGCGUAUGAUAGGAUUCCAUGGUCUUUUUUGGAUUAUAUGUUGCAUCAAAUAGGAAUUCAUGAUCAAACUCAUAAUUUGAUAAUGAACUGUGUUACUUCUUCAUCUUUCUCCAUACUGUUACAUGGUGCUCCUUAUGGAAAUUUCGCGAGUGGUAGAGGAUUACGUCAGGGUUGUCCUCUAUCACCCUCUUUGUUUAUCAUCAGUUCUCAGGGAUUAUCACUUGUUAUGGAGAAGUUCGAAAGUACAAGUCUCUAUAAUUGUUAUAGGAUUAAUUUCCAGUCACCAAUUAUAAGUCAUUUAAUGUUUGCUGAUGACUUAUUCUUUUUUGGGGAAAAUUCAGAGGAGAAUGUGGAUCAACUAAAACUUAUCAUUGAUACUUAUUCUUCUUUCUCUGGUCAAGUUAUUAACUUCUCAAAGUCUUCAGUUCAUUUCAGUAAGGGAUGUACGGUGCCAUACAGAUACAUGACGAUUCAAAAACUAGGUGUUAAUGAGAUGCAAAUUGAAGAAAAAUAUCUGGGAACAUAUCUGUUAAAAUCUGAUCGUAAUAUCGAUACUUUUGAACCUCUGAAUUCAAAGUAUGAUGCAAAAUUAUCGGGAUGGAGAUCUUUGUUUGUUAAUCAGGUGGGGAGAACAGUUUUGUCCAAAACUGUUUUAUCUACUAUUCCAAAUUUCUUAAUGGGAACUUGUAUUCUACCAAAAGGUGUUACAAAAAAAUUAACACAGACACAGAGGGAUUUUUACUGGGGUCAUGAUUUACACACAAGAAAACAUCAUUUCUUCAAAUGGGAAAAAGCUAUGAAAUCAAAGGAGGAUGGAGGUUUGGGUAUUCGGAAUAUGGAACUGUUGAAUCAAUCACUUGUUAUAAAACUUCCGAUGCCGGGAGACACAAAUACUUGGAAGGACAUGCUAGAAGUCAGAGAUAAUAUCCGAAAUAAUUAUUGUUGGUUUAUAGGAUCUGGUGACUCCAUUAAUAUUUGGAAAGAUCUUUGGGUUCUUAAUAUCCCUGGAUUUAGGCCAACAAAACGGCAGAGUUGCAACCUUCAGGUGGAUAUAAUUUCAAGUAUGUAUAUACCUCAAGAUGUGGAAGUCCAAGACACUUUAAUUUGGUUAAAAACUCCUUCUGGAAAAUUUAGUACCAAGUCUAGUUACAAGUUAUUGUCUGACAAUAUCCCUAUGAAUUCUAUGGUGGCAGAAUUUCCAUGGAAAAGUUUUUGGAAGAAAUUAAAGGUUCAACCUAAAAUCCAGAACUUUAUUUGGAAGGCACUACAUGAAGGUCUUGCGGUCUACACAAAUAUAAAGAGUUCUAAUCAUCAGAAUCAGAAAAUUUGUCCUCUUUGUAAUAUGGUGGAAGAAACUGGUUUUCAACUUUUGUUUAAAUGUCAGUUUGCUUUAACAGUUUUUCAGGCGAGUCCAAUUCUUAUUGAGAUUCAGGGAGAAAAUGUCAUGCAAACUAUUCAGCACUGGAUUUCUUAUCAAGACAAAGGAAUUAUGUUAAACUUGGGAUCCUGUUUUGUGUGGAACAUCUGGAAAACAAGAAACAAUCUAAUAUUCAACAACACUCAGGCUAUGGUUGAUGAAGCACCUCCUAUAUCGUUUGUGAAGAUAAAUGUAGAUGUUGAUUUCAAUAAUGGAAAGGGUGCGGUGGCAGCAGUGGCAAUAGACUCAAAUGGAUCUCAUAUGGGUAGUGGUGCCAUAUGUUUUGACACUUUUUCAGCAGCAGUGGCGGAAGCAAAGGCUUAUGGCUUUGGAAUGCAACUAGCAAAAAGGCUACAACUUUCUAGAGUAAUUGUGGAAGGUGAUGCUGAUGAAAUUCCAAAAGCAAUUACAGGGAAUACGAAUACAAUACCGUGGAGCCUUCGUUCUACGGUUUUAUCAAUUUUUGACCGCGUCAAGGAAUUUAGUGACAUUAGUUUUGUUUCUGUUCCUAGAGACGCAAACUCAAUUACGCAUGACUUAGUUCAAUACGCAAAUUCAAACUCUUUAAAUAGAUGGUGGUAUCAUGAAGAGCCACUUGAUUGUAUUAUGCAACACCUCAACUUUUCUAAGGAUUAA
This is a messenger RNA of Papaver somniferum (opium poppy), 4695 nucleotides long. RefSeq lists its product as uncharacterized. Bases 1 to 4695 code for a protein of 1564 amino acids. Gene Ontology annotation, molecular function: RNA-DNA hybrid ribonuclease activity; nucleic acid binding. The transcript is spliced from 7 exons. Lineage: Eukaryota; Viridiplantae; Streptophyta; Magnoliopsida; Ranunculales; Papaveraceae. The record is from RefSeq and is a predicted model, not a curated record.